Molecule: messenger RNA, 977 nt
Organism: Prorocentrum cordatum
Lineage: Eukaryota; Dinophyceae; Prorocentrales; Prorocentraceae
Source: the annotation of a GenBank genome assembly
GAGCGCCUGCGCCUGUUUCGGCGCCGAGCGCUAGCGGCGGGCUGUCGGGGCUCCCGGACCUGCGGCUCCUGAUCGCCUUCGCCAGCCUGCUGGUGCUGGCCAGCUGCGGGUGCCUGGGUGCGGCCGUCGUGACGGUGUGGGGCACGAGCCACCCGCUGGGCCGACGCUCGAGUGCUGCUGAGCCGCGGGCAGAGAGCACGCCCACCAUCCUCGACCAGGAGGCCGAGCUCGGAUCGCUAGCGCAGGAGCAGCUGAGCGUGAUCCUGCAGGGCCUCGGGAUCGAGGCCGGAGACUUCGGUGCUGUUCAGUAUAAUGUGCCAGGAGCGCCCUUGUACCACGAGCGGUUGGUUCUCAUCGAACCUGGGGCUGGCACCACCGUGAGUGUGCUGACCCAGACGGUGCUCUACCUGGAGCCGGGGCCGCUGUUGGCGCUGGCGUGCCUGCUGCUGCUGAGCCACUCGUUGUGUGUCCUGGCGGUGUCCUCGUACCUGGAGGCGGUGGUCUUGGAGCUGCAGCUGCUGGAGGAGCAUCGGUGCCUACUGUGGAUGUUCGUAUCCAGCCUGUCGGUCACGAUGACCACAUUGUGGCUGUGUCGGUUCAUGGUGUCGAACGGCCAGACCCCUCUCGGUAGACACGCUCGGUGGAAGGCAGACGCCAAGUUACAGAACAACGAUGGCGGAGUCGAGAACCAUCUUAUGUGUUGCCAGAUGUUAGAGAGCUUGGCCACGUUCGAUCAACUGAACCUGCCCGACAUCGCUGGAGCGGAGAUCAUGGCCAGAUCCAUCCAGCUGUCCGAGGAGAGGUACCGAGACCGCGUGCCCAGUUUUGCGGGCAGCAGUGGCGAGACGACGCAGGAUGCCUUCCUGUACAUGGGUCUCGAUCAUGUUCGUGCGAACGUGGCCGUUUGCCCGGCGCUGCAGUCCUGGGCGUCGGCCGAACUCCAGAAGGAGGUGUCCGUCAUGAAGGAGAGGCGUAAA